GCUGUGCAGCCGCUAAAAACUACAACUCCCAGCAGACCCCGCGCCCCGCUGCUUCCCGCGGAGCUAAGAUGGCGCCCGCCAAGGAGCGUGUGGUCGGCGUGGCGCCGGCCGGCUACACAGCUCUGGCCGUGAAGUUCGGGGAGCGGCAGCGCUCGCCCCAUUGGCUGUUGGUGAAGGAGCACCAGGUGCGGGACGGGGCCGACACCGCUCACCCGCCGGGUCGCACACUCUUCGUCCUCAACGUCCCCCCGUACUGCAGCCCGGACUCGCUGUCGAGGCUCUUCUCCCGCUGCGGGCGCGUCCAGUCUGUGGAUGUCUGUGAGAAGCCGGUGCCAGGGGAGAAAAAAGAAAAACUCAAGUCCAAAUUCUUCAGCUGCAAACCUGUAACGGGUUUUCAAGUAGCAUAUGUGGUGUUCAGGAAACCAGCUGGUGUCCAGGCAGCCAAGGCCCUGUCACGAGAAGGUCCCUUGCUGAUCUCAACAGAGAGUCACCCUGUGAAAACUGGCAUUAGCAAGUGGAUCUCCAGCUAUGCAGCCUCAGUUGUGGACCGGGAAGAGCUGAAGGCUGAGGUGGAUGCCUACAUGCAAGACUAUGACAAAAAGAUGGCAGAGGAAGAAGCCAAAGCAGCCAAGGAGGAGGGCGUUCCAGAUGAGGAGGGUUGGGUGAAGGUAACGCGGAAGGGCCGGAAGCCCGGCCUGCCCCGGACAGAGGCUGCCAACCUGCGGGUGCUGGAGAGGGAGAAGCAGAAAAGGGCCCGCAAAGAGCUGCUCAACUUCUAUGCCUGGCAGCAUCGCGAGACCAAGAGGGAGCACAUUGCCCAGUUGAGGAAGAAAUUUGAGGAGGACAAGCAGAGGAUUGCCUUGAUGCGAGCCCAGCGCAAGUUUCGGCCAUACUAAGAUGUGCUGAGCGUUGUUUCCUUCAGUGCCUGUUCUGGAGAAGGUGGGAGAAGAUGCUCAUGGACUCCAUGUGCCCAAAGGGUUUCAACAGAUUGAGGCAGCUGCCCUUGGAUCUGAGAUGGGGGAUCACAGCAGCUGCUGCUGGAGGGGGUUUCCAUCACUCUCACUGGUAUUGCCUGCUCUGCCAGCCGUUGUUCAGCCCGUGGCACCUCAUACCAGGUUGCUCAGCUCAAGGGGCUAAGGCGCUUCCUGUGGCAGCCUGUAUCUCCCUGCCACCCAAGGCCCUCCUGAAGCUUGGUGUUAGUGGGGAUUGACCUAGCACAGCCUCUACAGGGGCAGGGAACCCCUGAGGAUCUGUAAAUAAACUGCUGCUAUAUUCUUAAAA
Calypte anna (Anna's hummingbird) is the source of this 1281-nucleotide messenger RNA. RefSeq names its product ribosomal RNA processing 7 homolog A (gene RRP7A). Lineage: Eukaryota; Metazoa; Chordata; Aves; Apodiformes; Trochilidae. Bases 69 to 896 code for a protein of 275 amino acids. The transcript has 7 exons. Gene Ontology annotation, molecular function: RNA binding. Gene Ontology annotation, cellular component: CURI complex; UTP-C complex. The record is from RefSeq and is a predicted model, not a curated record. Gene Ontology annotation, biological process: ribosomal small subunit assembly; rRNA processing.